AACUAUCUCAUUCGUAUGUCUUUAUCGGUGGGCUUGAGCGUUAAUCCCUUUAAAUUCCAGUCAACAGAGGCGGAGCAAAUCACCCUACUGCGUAUUCAGUUCUCUCACUUGUUAUUUAGUGGAGCAAUGCGAAGUGUGCACAUGACGGAUUUACCACGAAAGUAAUGAUUUACUCUAGAAAAACGGUAUAGACAGGCGUCCGCGAACCAAGCAGAUGGUGCUCCUCCGGCCAUGACUCGUACCAGGCUCCCCACGGUUGAAGCGGCGUUGAUAUUUCUAUCUGUCGCACAGCUGAGCACAGCUCUGAAGUGUGUGUGCCAGCUAUGUACCAACAACACCUGUGAGACAGGCGCGGACGGGGCCUGCUGGAACUCUGUGAUGCUGAUCAACGGGAAGGAGGAGGCUGUCAAGUCCUGUCUGUCCCCGGCCGAGAUGAGGGGACAAGUCUUCUGCUACAGCUCCCGGAACGUCUCAAAGAGGCACUGCUGCUUCACAGACUUCUGCAACAACGAGACCCUGCAUCUGCAUCCAGAGAGGCCUUCGGAGGAGCCCGGCUGGGGCAGGCUGGAGCUGGCAGCAGUCAUCCUGGUUCCCUCUACCCUGCUCUGUGUGAGCAUCCUGCUGGGUGUGUGUGUGGUGCAGGGCCAGCCCUGUGCCUACAACCGGGCCCACAAGAAUGACGUGGAGGAGCCCCUGGAUGACCAAAGUCUUAUGUCCCCCGAUAAGUGUCUUAAAGACCUCAUCUACGAUAUGAGCACCUCUGGCUCAGGCUCCGGGCUACCACUGCUGGUACAACGGACAAUAGCUCGGACUAUCGUGCUGCAGGAGACCAUUGGGAAGGGCCGCUUCGGGGAGGUGUGGCGAGGGAAGUGGCGAGGGGAGGACGUUGCGGUGAAGAUCUUCUCAUCCCGUGACGAGAGGUCCUGGUUCAGAGAGGCAGAGAUCUAUCAGACCAUCAUGCUCCGACACGAGAAUAUCCUGGGAUUCAUUGCAGCUGAUAACAAAGAUAACGGCUCUUGGACCCAGCUGUGGCUGGUGACAGAGUACCACGAGCACGGCUCCCUGUUCGACUACCUGAACAGGUACACAGUGUCUGUGGACGGCAUGAUCGUUCUGGCCUUGUCCAUCGCUAGCGGCCUGGCACACCUCCACAUGGAGAUCAUUGGCACUCAGGGGAAACCUGCCAUCGCCCACAGAGACAUCAAGUCUAAAAACAUUCUGGUGAAGAAGAAUGGGACGGCUGUCAUAGCAGACCUCGGAUUGGCUGUGAAACACGACUCCAGUACCAACAUCAUUGAUAUACCGUCCAAUCACAGAGUAGGAACAAAGAGGUACAUGGCCCCAGAACUGCUGGAUGACACGAUAAAUAUUGGCAGCUUUGAGUCGUUCAAGCGGGCAGACAUCUACUCCCUGGGCCUUGUGUUCUGGGAACUGGCAAGGAGGUGUUCCAUCAGAGGACUUCAAGAAGAUUUUCAGUUGCCUUACUAUGAUAUGGUGCCUUCAGAUCCUUCUGUGGAGGACAUGAGAAAGAUAGUCUGUGACCAGAAACUGAGACCCAACAUUCCCAACCAGUGGCAGAGCUGUGAGGCACUGCGGGUGAUAGGCAAGCUGAUGCGCGAGUGCUGGUAUGCCAACGCUGCAGCUCGCCUCACCGCGCUGAGGGUCAAGAAAACCGUCUCUCAGGUGACUGUACUCAAGGACAUCAAAGAUUAGCUAGCCCACUGGCUGGCGCACCAGAAUGUACUGUUAUUGGUCUGGAGCAAAGCAUCCUCAAGACCACACUGAAACAAGAAACACUCAGCUGGGUCGUAUUAAUUAGAAACCAAACAAAAGAAAAGGAGGGACUACCUAAACCUAUCCAAUAAGACAUUCUCAUUAAAACAUGUUUUGUUGUGGUUAGUAAAUGUAGGUUUUAGCACGGUGUUACAAAUGCCUGUAUUGCAAGAAUCAAGAUUUGUUUAGUUUUAUGAGCGUUCAUGUCCGCUUGUUCUCAUGAACUCUUUUUUGAUCUCAUCUCCUUCUGUGCUGUUUGCACCUUCCCACUUGCACACACACACACCAAGCCUUUCCCCAUGCCACUCACAUCGAACAUUAAAGAUCACUUCUAUUUGCAUUUGAGGGUUGGUCCAACAGAAUUGGUCACAUGGACACCCAAACACAAUGAGACAUUGUUUUACUGUAACAGAGGAGAAGUUACCUUUUCUAACUAUACCCUUUUUAUGUCUCGACUCCCAGACCCUCCUAAAACUGGAGUAUCAAUGAACAUGAUUGUGGAACAUUUAUGCACAGUUUCUGUCACACUGUGACAGAAAUGCAGUACUUGGUAGCAAGUACCGUUAGGAGCAUUUUAGCCACAUACUGUUAAUGUGCUAGCUGUCUAGUGUGUGUUUUUAUAAAUGUGCAAUGAGCAUAAGAAGAACAAUUUUAUAUAAGGUAGACCACUUGAUUCCAACAUGUGAACAAAGUGGACAGGCUAGCAUGCUGUUCAAACAGUUGGAGAUGGACAGGAGGUUGUGUCCAGAACAGUUCAACUGUUCUAGCUACCUUGCUAGCAAGCAAAUAGAUCCAAAUUGGCUAGACUUUAAAUGUAGAGAUUAGCUGGCUACUCACUAGCACGUGGGCUUGUGCUUGAGAGAUUGUUUAUGAGACCUGUGUUAACUUUCUAUAAUGCCUGUUAAGAGAAGUUGGUCAUUAUUAGUUCAUGGUUCGGGUAAAGAAAAUAAAAAAAAAGGGCAUUUUCAUAGACAGACUUGGA
Salvelinus sp. IW2-2015 is the source of this 2755-nucleotide messenger RNA. Its product is annotated as activin receptor type-1C. Lineage: Eukaryota; Metazoa; Chordata; Actinopteri; Salmoniformes; Salmonidae. Gene Ontology annotation, biological process: activin receptor signaling pathway; nervous system development; cellular response to growth factor stimulus. Gene Ontology annotation, cellular component: plasma membrane; activin receptor complex. The record is from RefSeq and is a predicted model, not a curated record. Gene Ontology annotation, molecular function: ATP binding; activin receptor activity, type I.